Molecule: messenger RNA, 930 nt
Organism: Pongo pygmaeus (Bornean orangutan)
Lineage: Eukaryota; Metazoa; Chordata; Mammalia; Primates; Hominidae
Gene: OR5B2
Product: olfactory receptor family 5 subfamily B member 2
Exons: 1
Coding region: 1-930 (309 amino acids)
Biological process (GO): G protein-coupled receptor signaling pathway
Cellular component (GO): membrane
Molecular function (GO): G protein-coupled receptor activity; olfactory receptor activity
Source: RefSeq, a predicted model, not a curated record
AUGGAGAAUUGUAUGGAAGUGACAAAGUUCAUUCUUCUAGGACUAACCAAUGUCCCAGAACUACAGAUCCCCCUCUUUAUCUUGUUCACCUUCAUCUACCUCCUCACUCUGUGUGGGAACCUGGGGAUGAUGUUGCUGACCCUGAUGGACUCUUGUCUCCACACCCCCAUGUACUUUUUCCUCAGUAACCUGUCUCUGGUGGACUUUGGAUACUCCUCAGCUGUCACUCCCAAGGUCAUGGCUGGGUUCCUUAGAGGAGACAAGGUCAUCUCCUACAAUGCAUGUGCUGUUCAGAUGUUCUUCUUUGUAGCCUUGGCCACGGUGGAAAAUUACUUGUUGGCGUCAAUGGCCUACGACCGCUAUGCAGCAGUGUGCAAACCCCUACACUACACCGCCACCAUGACGGCCAGUGUAGGUGCUCGUCUGGCCCUAGCCUCAUAUGUCUGUGGCUUCCUAAAUGCCUCAUUCCACGUUGGGAGUAUAUUCAGUCUCUCUUUCUGUAAAUCCAAUCUGAUACAUCACUUUUUCUGUGAUGUUCCAGCAGUCAUGGCUCUGUCUUGCUCUGAUAAACACACUAGUGAGGUGAUUCUGGUUUUUAUGUCAAGCUUUAAUAUCUUUUUUGCUCUUCUAGUUAUCUUUAUCUCCUACUUGUUCAUAUUCAUCACCAUCUUGAAGAUGCAUUCAGCUAAGGGACACCAAAAAGCAUUGUCCACCUGUGCCUCUCACUUCACUGCAGUCUCCAUCUUCUAUGGGACAGUCAUCUUCAUCUACUUGCAGCCCAGCUCCAGCCACUCCAUGGACACAGACAAAAUGGCAUCUGUGUUCUAUGCUAUGAUCAUCCCCAUGCUGAACCCUGUGGUCUACAGCCUGAGGAACAGAGAAGUCAAGAAUGCAUUCAAGAAAGUGUUGAGAAGGCAAAAAUUUCUAUAA